AAAGGAAUUCUUUGAUGUUUAAUAAUGAUCCAUGGUGCUGGAGAGGAGGAAAAUGAUGAGUUUAGAAGUCCUGUAAUUGUCAUGGAUCAUGGACUUCCAGAACUGUUUUUAAUUUUUGGAUUAGGGCAAAUUCCACACAGCAACAAGGGAGUGGGGGAGGAGGGAAAGCUUGGAGGGAGAUGCUACGCUAAGAUUAUGCUAUGAUAAAUGGAAAAGAGAUGAGUGGCGGAGAUCUGGAGUGUUAGCAUUUUCUGAAGGAGAGAGCAUUUUGACAUGGGUUGGCACAACCAAAGGUGGAAAGGGAACUAUGUAUGAGGGUUUUUCAUACAAACUUUCCCUGUGAUUCCCAUUGGACUUCCCUUUCAAGCCACCUCAAGUGAGGUUUGAAACCAUGUGCUUCCAUCCAAAUGUUGAUCAGUUUGGGAACAUUUGCCUUGAUAUUCUUCAGCAGGACAAAUGGUCUUCUGCUUAUGGUUGCCAAACCAUUCUAUUGUGCUUUCAAAAUCUAUGAGGAGUUCUGGUUUCUCUUCCUUUAAUAUUUAAGUCAAGAAACUGGUAAAAUAUCUCUCUAAAUUGACCAAGAACUAUUGUUGCAUGCAAAGCUAAUCCCAAUAGUACCCUCAACAGCUAUGCUGCAAAACAAUGGAGCAAUAAAGAAGGUUGAAGAUUGAACCCGGUUAUUUCCCAUAUCAUAUUUAAUCCUCAUUGCCAUUUUUUAUUGCGUUUGAAGAUUAAGUUUCAAAGUUUAAUGCUCCUAGGUUGACAAUUGUUUAUUGACCUAAACUAGGUAUUAUGUACUAUGUAUAUGCAUUAAACUUUAAGGAAUUUGAUUAUUUGGAAAAGAAACGUUGAAUUCGUUUACCAACUAUACAAUCUUAUUCUUGCACAGAAUUGCUACACUCAAACCUUUUAUUAUAUAACUACUGAAAUAAGCUUGACAGUCAUGGUUCUUUAUGCUUAUUCUUCUAUCAUGGUCUCCACUUCCUCUUCACAACACUAGCUACAAGAUUGAAUAACUUUGUUAGUUGCUUCCUUGCUGUUACCACUGCCUAAUAUGUUUAGCUCAUGAGCUGGGAAGGAUCUCUCUGUGGUUCCCUAAGCUCCCUGAGAAUUAGUUUUCUUCAAUUCCAUUCAAGCAGACUUCAAAAGAAAACCUUCUCAUCAAUAAGUAGAAAUUUGGGGAUUUGGUAUAUGCAAAUGAAGAGAGGGCUUGUAAAGGGAGUUGUCCAGUUAUUUGUUUUUGGUGUGGAGUGAAUUGGAUGCACACCAGAGGGCAAAAUUUUUAGAGAGGAAGAGUAGGGAGAUAGGAAUCAUAUUAUUUUCCUAGAGAGAUUUGAUUUGCACACAGGAAAUGGGAUCUUGAGGACUACUACAUGAAAGAAUCUGGCAGGAGCACCGCCUUGGCUAGCUAUUUCUAUCAUCAUAUUUCCUUCAAUGUAAACCAUAGUCAUGGUAUAUGCAUUUCUGUUUAUGCCAUGGCUGUGUAAUUUGCUACAUUAGUGUAUUUUU
Molecule: messenger RNA, 1509 nt
Organism: Rubroshorea leprosula
Lineage: Eukaryota; Viridiplantae; Streptophyta; Magnoliopsida; Malvales; Dipterocarpaceae
Source: the annotation of a GenBank genome assembly